Messenger RNA from Lentinula edodes (shiitake mushroom), 339 nucleotides. RefSeq lists its product as uncharacterized. The transcript has 3 exons. Gene Ontology annotation, biological process: transcription elongation by RNA polymerase II. Bases 1 to 339 code for a protein of 112 amino acids. Gene Ontology annotation, molecular function: RNA polymerase II complex binding. Lineage: Eukaryota; Fungi; Basidiomycota; Agaricomycetes; Agaricales; Omphalotaceae. Gene Ontology annotation, cellular component: transcription elongation factor complex. The record is from RefSeq and is a predicted model, not a curated record.
AUGGGCAAACGCAAAAAAUCUUCUCGAAAGCCAGGUCCAGCCCGAGUGAAAGUCCCACUUGAUACUGCCUUUACUUGCCUCUUUUGCCACCACGACAAGUCUGUAACCGUUCGAAUUGACAGAAAGGAAGGUGUUGCUCAGCUAAUCUGUCGAGUGUGUGACCAGAGAUACCAAAGCAAGGUUAACCAUCUCACAGAACCCAUCGAUAUCUAUUCGGAAUGGAUCGACGCUGCAGAUGAAGCACAGAGAGUGGGUGAAUCAUCUACCGUUCGACGACCUGCAGCCUCCUCCAGUCGGCCAGUUCCAGCACGCGCUCCCUCAGUAGAUGACAGCGAUUAA